Messenger RNA from Rangifer tarandus platyrhynchus (Svalbard reindeer), 1440 nucleotides. NCBI's taxonomy places the organism in Eukaryota, Metazoa, Chordata, Mammalia, Artiodactyla, Cervidae. The record is from the annotation of a GenBank genome assembly.
AUGUUCCGAGCCGCGCUGUGGCCGCCGGUCCUCCUCCUGCUGCAGCUGCUGCUGCUCGCCUGCGCGCCCGGGGGCGAGGCGGCCCCCGACCAGGACGAGAUCCGCUUCCUGCCCGGGCUGGCCAAGCAGCCUUCUUUCCGCCAGUACUCCGGCUACCUCAAAGGCUCCGGCUCCAAGCGCCUCCACUACUGGUUUGUGGAGUCCCAGAAGGAUCCCAAGAGCAGACCUGUGGUUCUGUGGCUCAAUGGAGGGCCAGGCUGUAGCUCCCUUGACGGCCUCCUGACAGAGCACGGCCCUUUCCUGAUCCAGCCAGAUGGUGUCACCCUGGAGUACAACCCCUAUUCCUGGAACCUGAUUGCCAACAUGUUAUACCUCGAGUCCCCAGCUGGAGUGGGCUUCUCCUACUCCGAUGACAAGUCUUAUGCCACCAAUGACACAGAGGUCGCCCAGAGCAAUUUUGAAGCCCUUAAAGAUUUCUUCUACCUGUUCCCGGAAUACAAGGGCAAUGAGCUUUUCCUGACGGGCGAGAGCUAUGCCGGCAUCUACAUCCCAACCCUGGCAGUGCUGGUCAUGCAGGACCCCAGCAUGAACCUUCAGGGGCUGGCGGUGGGCAAUGGACUCUCUUCCUAUGAGCAGAAUGACAACUCCCUGGUCUAUUUUGCCUACUACCAUGGCCUUCUGGGGAACAGGCUCUGGUCUUCUCUGCAGAAGCACUGCUGCUCUCAAAACAAGUGUAACUUCCACGACAACAAACAGCCAGAAUGCGUGGCCAAUCUUCAGGAAGUGUCCCACAUCGUGUCCAGCUCCGGCCUCAACAUCUACAACCUCUACGCUCCAUGUGCUGGGGGGGUGCCCAGCCAAGUAAGGUAUGAGCAGGACACUGUCAUGGUCCAGGAUCUGGGCAACAUCUUCACCCGCCUGCCACUCAAGCGGGUGUGGCAUCAGAUGCUGCUGCGUUCUGGGGAGAAGGUGCGCCUGGACCCCCCCUGCACCAAUGCCACGGCCCCCUCCAACUACCUCAACGACCCUCAAGUGAGGAAGGCGCUCCACAUCCCCGAGCAGCUGCCCCGCUGGGACUUGUGCAACUUCCUGGUGAAUAUCCAGUACCAACGUCUCUACCAAAGCAUGUGUUCCCAGUACCUGAAGCUGCUCACUGCACAGAAAUACCGGAUUCUGCUGUACAACGGCGAUGUGGACAUGGCCUGCAAUUUCAUGGGAGACGAGUGGUUUGUGGAUUCCCUCAACCAGAAGAUGGAAGUCCAGCGCCGGCCCUGGUUGGUGGACUACGGGGAGAGCGGGGAGCAGAUUGCUGGCUUCGUGAAGGAGUUCUCCCACAUCGCCUUCCUUACCAUCAAGGGCGCCGGACACAUGGUCCCCACCGACAAGCCCCAGGCUGCCCUGACCAUGUUCUCCCGCUUCCUGAAUAAGCAGCCAUACUGA